Molecule: messenger RNA, 261 nt
Organism: Corapipo altera (White-ruffed manakin)
Lineage: Eukaryota; Metazoa; Chordata; Aves; Passeriformes; Pipridae
Product: ADP-ribosylation factor-like protein 2
Exons: 2
Biological process (GO): protein folding
Cellular component (GO): cytoplasm; microtubule cytoskeleton
Molecular function (GO): GTP binding; GTPase activity
Source: RefSeq, a predicted model, not a curated record
CCCCGGUGCCCCCCCAGGUUCCAGCUGCACGUGUGGGACGUGGGCGGGCAGAGCUCCCUGCGCUCCUACUGGCGCAACUACUUCGAGAGCACCGACGGGCUCGUCUGGGUGGUCGACAGCAGCGACCGGCAGCGGCUGCAGGUCUGCGCCGCCGAGCUGCGCGCCCUGCUCCGCGAGGAGCGCCUGGCCGGGGCCACCCUGCUCGUGUUCGCCAACAAACAGGACCUGCCCGGGGCGCUGCCGGCCGGGGCCAUCAGACAG